GCCAGCGGCCCUGCUCAGCCGGGCCACCUCGGCCCGGGGGCUUCGGCUGUCCAGCCCGAGCUCUCUUUUCCGUGGGGUGGUUUGCGCCCCCGCUCCUUGGAGGCGUCAUGAAGUCCCCGGUUCCGGAUCUGGCCGCGAGCGACGGCGAGGAGGGCUCGGACCGCACGCCGCUCCUGCAGCGCGCCCCGCGGGCGGAAGCCGCUCCGGUGUGCUGCUCUGCUCGUUACAACCUAGCAUUUUUGGCUUUUUUUGGUUUCUUCGUUCUCUAUUCAUUACGGGUGAAUCUGAGUGUUGCAUUAGUGGAUAUGGUGGAUUCAAACACAACUGCAGCAGAUAACAGAACUUCCAGCGAGUGUGCAGAGCAUUCUGCUCCCAUAAAAGUUCUUCAUAACCAAACGGGUAAAAAGUACCAAUGGGAUGCGGAAACUCAAGGAUGGAUUCUCGGGUCUUUUUUUUAUGGCUACAUCAUCACACAGAUUCCUGGAGGAUAUAUUGCCAGCAGAAGUGGGGGGAGACUGCUGCUGGGAUUUGGGAUCCUCGGCACCGCCGUCUUCACGCUGUUCACUCCCCUCGCUGCAGAUUUCGGAGUUGGAGCCCUCGUUGUACUCAGGGCAUUAGAAGGACUAGGAGAGGGUGUCACAUUUCCAGCCAUGCAUGCCAUGUGGUCUUCCUGGGCACCCCCUCUUGAAAGAAGCAAGCUUCUGAGCAUUUCAUAUGCAGGAGCACAGCUUGGGACAGUAGUUUCUCUUCCUCUUUCUGGAAUAAUUUGCUUCUAUAUGAAUUGGACUUAUGUCUUCUACCUCUUUGGUGCGGUUGGAAUCAUUUGGUUUACUUUAUGGGUCUGGUUCGUUAGUGACACACCAGAAACUCACAAGACAAUCUCCCGCUGUGAAAAGGAAUACAUUCUUUCAUCCUUAAGAAAUCAGCUCUCUUCAGAGAAGUCAGUACCGUGGACACCCAUGCUGAGAUCACUGCCACUGUGGGCUAUUGUAGUUGCACAUUUUUCUUACAACUGGACUUUUUAUACUUUGUUGACUUUAUUGCCUACUUAUAUGAAGGAGGUCCUAAGGUUCAAUAUUCAAGAGAAUGGGUUUUUAUCUGCAGUCCCUUAUUUAGGCUCUUGGUUAUGUAUGAUCCUGUCUGGUCAGGUUGCUGACAAUUUAAGGGCAAAAUGGAAUUUUUCAACUCUAUGUGUUCGAAGAGUUUUUACCCUUAUAGGAAUGAUCGGACCUGCAGUAUUCCUGAUAGCCGCUGGAUGUAUAGGCUGUGACUAUUCUUUGGCUGUUGCAUUCCUAACCAUAUCAACAACACUGGGAGGCUUUUGCUCUUCUGGAUUUAGCAUCAACCAUCUGGACAUUGCUCCCUCGUACGCUGGUAUCCUCCUGGGCAUCACGAAUACCUUUGCCACUAUUCCCGGAAUGAUUGGGCCCAUCAUUGCUAGAAGUCUGACCCCUGAGAACACUAUUGCAGAAUGGCAAAUUGUUUUCUGCAUCGCUGCUGCUAUUAACGUAUUUGGUGCCAUCUUCUUCACACUAUUCGCCAAAGGUGAAGUGCAAAAGUGGGCCAUCAGUGAUCACCGUGUACACAUAAACUGAAGGAACCAAUAAACAAUCCUGUCUCUAUUAAUGUAUUUUUUUAUCAUGUAACCUAAAAGUGCCUUUGCUAUUUUAAUGUGUAAGCAAUCUGUAUACAAGAAAAAAAUUGUACUGUAUUAAAUUUCUAAGGUUCAUAAUCAUGAAAUGUCACUAGUUGCCAGAUUAGUAAAAUUAGCUAUUUUUAAUUAUUAAUAACAUGUUUGCUGGAACUUACAAUUCAGGGUCACAUACCUGGCUGCAAGUGGACCCCUCUAUACCUUUGCUUAAUUAAGCUGGAUAAUGAUUCUCAGGUCUUGGUAAACACCUGUUUUUGUACACUUUCCUCAAAACAUUAUCUGUCAUCAGCAGUCCCCUGACACUUAGGUCUCAAACAUCUCCACGGAGCUGCCAGCCACUGUAUCAUUCAGCCUGGCAACUUCACCGAGGGAAGCAUGCCCAGGCAGCUGCCAAGCAUUCCCUCUCUGACUUCAGGGACAGUGCCCAGCACUUACCAGAGGCAGCAUCCAAGACCAGGGUCAGCGCCAAGGCUUUGGAUGGUGUUCUUCCCCUGGGGCUUUUAAUGUGUGGAUGAAGCCCUGAGCCGGCGGGGAUAGGGCAGUCCACAGCCAUGGUUUCCAUACAUGUUCACCCUUUCCCUUCCCAGCGCACUGGAAUAUUGCCUGGCAUGUAACCUGCAGGAGAAAGUGUCAUGCCCAAUUAGCCACAAAUAACAUCGUCCUACCUUCGCGUGGGUCAGAGUAUAAAUUUUCAAGUCCUGUGUUCUAUGAGCUACACCAGAAUAAUUAAAUUAAAAAAAAAAAAAACACUUUCACACUUUUUUCUCUCUGUCUUACAUGUAAGUGUCUGGUUGCAGUUCAAGGUUAAAAUGACUUUGACUUCCACAUCACCUGCAGCCGGUGGUAUAAUUAUCUUUAUUGCUGGUUUCUGAAAUCUUAUUUUUCCAUUUUUUCCUGGACCAUCUUCCAGUUGUUUUUGAACAUGCUUUGAGGGCAUUUAUACGAUUUAGAACUUGAUUUAUGUUUUGUUGUGUAUGUUCAACACUACCUGUAACAUUUUAACUAAAGUUAUUUAAUGUAAUAUGAUGUGUAUACAUUUCUGAAAUUUAUUUUUAAAUCUGUAAAUAGCUUUAAGUUGCUAUGGUGAUAUUUCUUUUAUAAAUCAUCAAAAUAAAUCUUUUUGG
Molecule: messenger RNA, 2775 nt
Organism: Hippopotamus amphibius kiboko
Lineage: Eukaryota; Metazoa; Chordata; Mammalia; Artiodactyla; Hippopotamidae
Gene: SLC17A5
Product: solute carrier family 17 member 5
Exons: 11
Coding region: 108-1595 (495 amino acids)
Biological process (GO): monoatomic anion transport; transmembrane transport
Molecular function (GO): transmembrane transporter activity
Source: RefSeq, a predicted model, not a curated record